AUGGUGCUGCCGUCCGGCGGCGGCGGCGCCACCGCCGCCGCGGCCGCCGCCGCACGGCCCCCGGUCGCUGCUCCGGGCCCUGCGAUGGCGGAUCCCCCACCGCCCAACCUGGCAGCCAUUUUCAAUCUCGACGCUCCGAUUGAGCCGCCUCUGAUUAAACCUUUGGCCGAGGAGGCCCCGCCAUCGGCCGUGUCGACGCCGACGGCCACCGAGCCCGGGCGUUCUGUCGGCCGGGGAGCCGCCCAUGCCAGCCCAUACCGCAUCUCCAAGGCCCGGCUGACGCCGAUUCGUCCGCGCGUGGCGGUCAUCUGUGCCAGUAACCAAAAUCGCAGCAUGGAAGCACACGAUGUGCUCAUCUCGCACGGCAUCCCAGUCCACUCAUAUGGUACUGGCAGUCGGGUGAAGCUUCCUGGGCCGUCGGCCGACAAGCCGAACGUCUAUCCCUUUGGGACGCCAUAUGCGUCGAUCGAGAAGGAGCUCGGGUCGAAGGAUCCCAAACUCUACAAGGGUAAUGGCUUGCUGCCGAUGCUUGAGCGGAAUUCCCGGGUCAAGCGCGCGCCCGAGCGCUUUGUCGACACGCUGAUGGCUCCGUAUGUCCCGGCGCCGGAUGAGCCCGUGCAAGCGGUCCAAGCCGCCAAGCAGGAGUCCACGCCGGUGGUCUUGCCCGACUUGAGGCUCAUCGACCGGCACCCGGGGCAACUGGCCAGCACCACAACCGACGUCCGGUGGAAGGAUUUGGACUUCGGGGCCGUGGCGGCAUGUUCCUUCCUGGCGGCCGACCGGGACCUCAUCACUUGCACAUCCCUGAGCGGCCUUUUCCUGGAGAACCACUAUGGGGCCGGGAAUUCGGCUCCCAUGGCCCUGGUGACGCCGGUGGCCGGGGAAUCGGCCGGUCCGGGGGAGAUCGAGGGGGAAGAUCAACAACCGGGCGACUUUGUCGGGGCUGGAACCCCGCCAGGAGUGCCGCCGGACCACUCGAACCCGGACCCGACCUUGGAGCUGGACUUCACGGAGCCGGACGACUCGGCUGCCCCGUCGGCCACCACCUCGGCGUCGGCCUCCUCGCGGAAUCUUUCCCGAGUGCGGCUCUCAUCACGUCAGUGCCAAACUGGGCCCGAGCGCUUUGAUGUGCUGAUCACCUGCGAGGCUCGCUGCUUUGAGGCUGUGCGGGCCACCCUCACUUCCAUCGAUGUGACCUUGCCGCCGGCCGUCCCGGGUGAGGGGAGCGGCCCCUCGAUGACGGAGGCGCGCGCAGCGGCCUCCAUCGUUCCGGCCACCUGGCGUGGUCCGCGCCACGGGGUACCGGUGCAUGUCAUCAAUGUGGAAAUCAAGGACAACCGGACCGAAGCGCGCCUCGGUGCGGCAGACAUCUUGAACUUGGUACAAAGUAUCGUUGCCGGGGUUUCGGGCCGCCAGGAAGACUUGGAUGCGGUGAUCCCGGCUGUGCUGCGUCGUUUCCAAAAGGAGACCGGGCGCGCGGUUCUCCACACCAUUUGCUACUACUGAAUUGACCCUGGGGCACAUGGCUGGCGGUGAGAGGCAGCGGAACCGACCAGGUGGCGGAUCUGCCGCCGGAUAUACGCCCAUGUCCGCCCGUUGCCGGUAGAAAAAUAGACUUUCCCAUCGCCCACA
Fonticula alba is the source of this 1632-nucleotide messenger RNA. RefSeq lists its product as hypothetical. Gene Ontology annotation, cellular component: mRNA cleavage and polyadenylation specificity factor complex; nucleus. The transcript has 4 exons. Lineage: Eukaryota; Rotosphaerida; Fonticulaceae. The record is from RefSeq and is a predicted model, not a curated record. The coding region runs from base 1 to 1506 and encodes 501 amino acids. Gene Ontology annotation, molecular function: RNA polymerase II CTD heptapeptide repeat phosphatase activity. Gene Ontology annotation, biological process: termination of RNA polymerase II transcription.